UCUCUUGGGAAGAACCCUAGGGUUUCAACGAGCCACCUGGAUUCUCCUUCGUAUAAAUUCUACUUAACAAGGCAGUUAAAGCCUCAUCUUCUUCCUGUGAUAGGAUUUUUCUGUUUUGGGAGAAGGAUAUUAUCAGAAACCCUAGAACCAUGGGAGUAUUCACAUUUGUUUGCCGUCAAUCCGGUGGCGAGUGGUCCGCUAAGCAGAUCGCUGGUGGUGAUCUCGAGGCUUCCGCUUCUUCCACCUAUGAUCUGCAGAGAAAGCUUGUACAGACCGCUCUCUCUUCCGACUCCUCCGGCGGUGUCCAGUCUUCUUUCUCUACAAUCACCCCUUCUUCGGCCGUUUUUCAGGUGAUAAUUGGUGGUGGCGGCGGCGGAGCUUUUAUUGGUGGAGGAGCUGCUGCUGCAGCUCCAGCUGGAGGCGCAGCACCAGCAGCUGAAGCACCUGCUGCUGAGGAAAAGAAGAAGGAAGAACCAGCGGAAGAGAGUGAUGAUGAUAUGGGAUUCUCUCUCUUUGAUUAGAGAAUAUGCUAAGUUACUCUUUUUUUAUGUGCUUUAUUUUGUCUCUCUGUUUUGUUUUGCUGGAGUUGGUGGAUUGGAUUUAGAUCAGAUUAAGAAUUUUGAAUUAGAGAACACUUCCUAUAUUACUUAAAAUGUCUAUUGGUAAAAUAUUAACAUUUCUUCCUAAAAUGCUUUUUUUAAUUUUUUUUAAAUUUUAUUAGCAA
Molecule: messenger RNA, 724 nt
Organism: Jatropha curcas
Lineage: Eukaryota; Viridiplantae; Streptophyta; Magnoliopsida; Malpighiales; Euphorbiaceae
Product: large ribosomal subunit protein P3y
Biological process (GO): translational elongation
Cellular component (GO): ribosome
Molecular function (GO): structural constituent of ribosome
Source: RefSeq, a predicted model, not a curated record